Messenger RNA from Lates calcarifer (barramundi perch), 3261 nucleotides. RefSeq names its product grainyhead-like transcription factor 1 (gene grhl1). Gene Ontology annotation, biological process: regulation of transcription by RNA polymerase II. Lineage: Eukaryota; Metazoa; Chordata; Actinopteri; Centropomidae. Gene Ontology annotation, molecular function: RNA polymerase II cis-regulatory region sequence-specific DNA binding; DNA-binding transcription activator activity, RNA polymerase II-specific. The record is from RefSeq and is a predicted model, not a curated record. Gene Ontology annotation, cellular component: nucleus.
CCAAAAAAGCGAGAAAAGCCGACAAAACCCGUUCUCUCAGUAGGGGACACCUUGUUUGUUGCCGCGGCCCUCAUCCCAGUGUUAGCGGGUUUUCCACGGGUAAAGAAGACGGAUCGGAUUUUCAGUACCAACUAGAAAGUCCAGUUCGACCGACCGAGAUGUCACAGGAGCAUGACAAUAAACGUGCGGUCCUGGUUCUCCAGAACGAGCCAGGUUAUGGCGGCCAGCGUCGCUCCUUCACCACAGAAGACGAAGCCUGGAAGUCGUUUCUGGAGAACCCACUGACAGCUGCCACCAAGGCCAUGAUGAGCAUCAAUGGAGACGAGGACAGCGCCGCAGCUCUCGGCCUCCUCUAUGACUACUACAAGGUGCCCAGGGAAAAGAGAACAAUACCCCAGAGCAAGCCAGACGCACUGGUCUCUGAUGUGGAUCCCAACAAAAGACAUCAGAUCCAAGCUGGACACUCCAUAGCUCAAAUCCAGGAAGCUGGUAUGGAGAACAGGAUCCAGGUCCUGAAGGGGCCCUUUAAUAUUCUUCAGCUUGCCCCGGAAAAGAGAGCCCAGUUCCCUUCGCCAGACACAACCGUCACAGUUUCCAUUGCUGCCGUGCCAAACUACCCGCCCGUCAAGACCGAGGUGCCCACCCACGGCUUCUCAGUGACCGUGCCAAACAACUGUGCCGAAACCGACGGCCAUGUGGGCGUCUUUGACCGCCAGCUCACCCACGGCGCCGUCCAGUUCAGCCCCAGCACUCACUCCCGCACGCCCCCCGACUCCACCUUCUCCGAGAGUUUCAAGGAUGGUUCCCAGGAGGUGUUUUCCUUCCCAGGAGAUCUCCAGUUACGUAUGGCCUCCAUGACGCCCGAGGACUACACUCAAUUUAACACCGUGCCGGGGAAUAAUUUUGAGUACACCCUUGAGGCAUCCAAGUCUCUGCGUCAGAAGACAGGUGAUGGGACGAUGACCUACCUGAACAAGGGCCAGUUUUACCCAAUCACCCUCAGGGAGAUUGACAACAAAGGCAUGCAGCAACCCAUCACCAAAGUCAGGAGUGUAGUGAUGGUGGUGUUCGGAGAGGAGAAGUGCAGAGACGACCAGCUGAAACACUGGAAGUACUGGCACUCCAGACAGCACACUGCCAAGCAGAGGUGUCUCGACAUCGCUGAUUACAAGGAGAGCUUCAACACCAUUGGCAACAUUGAAGAGAUUUCUUACAACGCCAUCUCCUUCACCUGGGACACCAAUGAGGAGGCAAAAAUCUUCAUCUCCGUCAACUGUUUGAGCACAGACUUCUCCUCUCAGAAGGGGGUGAAGGGUCUUCCUCUGAACCUGCAGAUCGACACCUACAGCUACAACAACCGCAGCAACAAGCCUAUCCACCGCGCCUACUGCCAGAUCAAGGUCUUCUGCGACAAGGGAGCAGAGAGGAAGAUCCGAGACGAGGAGAGGAAGCAGUCCCGCCGGAAAGGGAAGGUGGCUGAGCUCAACCCUAGCCUGAACUUUGUGGAUGUCAAAGUUCCCAUCCUCCAGAAACGCAACGAUGUGACCAUCUUCAAGAUGAUGACUGACCAUGAGACCCAGCCUGUGCUUUUCAUUCCUGAUAUUCACUUCUCUACCUUCCAGCGCCAUCCUUUCUCGGCAGAAGAGGGAGAAGACAGCUCGGCCAUGAAGAGAUUACCCUUCAGCGAUGACGAGUUUGGUUCGCCCCCAAACAAGAUGGCAAGAGUGGAUGAACCAAAGAAAGUCCUGCUGUACGUGCGCAAGGAGACAGAGGAGGUGUUUGACGCCCUCAUGCUGAAGAAUCCCACGCUGAAAGGCCUGGUAGAAGCUAUUUCAGAGAAGUAUGAGUUACCUCUGGAUAAAGUUGGAAAGGUGUACAAGAAGUGCAAGAAAGGUAUUCUAGUCCACAUGGACGACAACAUCAUCAAACACUACUCCAACGAAGACACCUUCCAGAUCACCAUGGAGGACUUGGGCGGCAUGUACAAACUCACCCUCACUGAAAUCUGAUUGGUUGGGAGGAGGUGAUGCCAUCCUGAGUAGAGGGGUGGAGGACACAAGGAGCCAUCAUGAGAAGUGGUUUACACGUUUAGCUACACAGUGAUUAUGGACUCUGGAUCUGACAUUGAAAUCAUGUUGUCACUGUGCUAUAUUAGUGUCAAACAGUUUUUAAACACAAAGUCUCAAAAGAUGUAUUUAAAAAGCCAUAGCUCUUAAUGGACAACAAUGUUGAUUGGAGACAUAAGUUAUACAAUUUGCUUAACUUCAAAACUUUUCUUGCGCAUGAGAAUUAACAAGUGAGGACACAUCUGAUUGUUGUGACACCUUUGUUUUCUGUCUGGUGAGAAUAUGAGUUGCACCUCAAAUAUUGGUGCCAUUUUUUGUAAAUUAUGUUUGAAAUGUGCCGAGUGAUUGUGGUGCUGCUAUACCUCAUGCUUUGCAAGCAGCAUUGUUUCUCAUAUAUUGGAAUUUUAUCAGGAGAAACAGCUCAUUUUUGGGUAUUUCGCGCACAAAACGAAGACAGCAAAUUGUUAAUGGAGCAUCAGUGAUUCACUGUAUUAAUGCUAAACAACACGGCAGUAUUUAGUGUGUAAAACUUUCUUCAACCAUCAUACAAUUAGGGUAGAAUAUUGUAAAUAUUUGUUGUAUUUUUUAGCAUAGGAUACGUGUUGUUUGUGAAUGAAAUGGCUUGAAAGAUCUCUUUCCUCAGAUCAAUUUAAAUAAUGGCCUCUUUGUAAGUAUUAAACAGCUAUUAAUUAUAUUGAUAAUAAUUCUAAAACACAGCUAGAGUAGUUUUCUGAAUGUUGAUGAAAUAGGUCAAUGAAUGUCUGGGACAGUUUAAAUGAGAUUGUUCUGGAAGUGCAAUAUGAUAUUUAGGUUCCAACACAUUCAGAAAAGAAAUUCCUCUAUUGCCAUAAGCACAGUAUAUAAAUUAACUGAUAAAACAGAUUUUUAAAUGGAAAUAUUGUUGUAUAUAUCCACUGGAAAAAAAAAGGAUCUAUAUGAUCCCUCCUUUUGUAUCUCAGUACUUAUUGUGUAUAUAUUUAUUAAGAGAAUGGAUGUGGGUCAUUGUUUGUUUCUUUUUUUCUUUUUUACCAUAUAUAUCUAAAUUUCUAUUAUUCCUAAUAAUAUAAUGUUUUUUCCUUUUUAUAUGAAGUUAUUCUAACAUUACAUGUCAAGGGACAGAAAGUUUUGUUUUUAAUUGAUGUAUUUUUUUGUAAAAGACUUGAUGCACAAAGUGCAUAAUAAAAGAUCUUCAGCA